AAAGAAAACAAUAAUCAAGUGGCCCUAGAAAACCAAGAGAUCAAGAGUAUGAAACACAACCACGUAGCACCACAGCAACCACGGCGCCCAAUCUCUGCCGACCUCUAAUCUCACUGCUUUUCUUUUUUCACUCACUUAUAAAACAGAGCGACUCCUCGUCCACAGCGAAAUCGUCGAGAUCCCCGCCAAUUCUUCGAAUCUCAGCCUCAACCAAACGACCUAACUGACGGCAACGAUGGUGGCGAUUUCUCCAUCAAACGUCGGAUUCACAUCACAAUUCGGGCAGGGAUGGAAGACGGCGAGGGAGAUGACUCCCGUCAGAAGCUCGAAUCUGAGAGUAUCAGCAAAAGCGACGGAGAAGGGCGAGGAAAAAGAAGACGGCAGUGAAAGGAAGAACAAGCAGUCGCUGUUCAGCAGCGUGACGGAGGCGUUGGAUUUCUCUCAGGUCCGGUCGAGUCGCGACGCUGAGCUUCUCGAAGACGCCCGUCAGGCCACCAAAUCCGGCGGUAGAAUGAGCCAGGAACAGUAUGGAGCUCUAAGAAGGAAAAUAGGAGGGACUUACAAGGACUUCUUCAAAUCCUACAUAGAAGUGGAUGGGCAAUACGUUGAAGAAGGGUGGGUGGACAAGACAUGCAAGGUGUGCAAGAAGGACACAAGGGGCGAGGCAAGACAAGUCGACAAGCUUGGACGAUAUGCUCAUGUUGCUUGUUUGGAAAAAUCCAAUUCUUCAUCGCCCAAUUUCUUCACCAAAUUCUUCUUCAAAUGACUCUGAUAUCCCGUUUAUACAUACAUCUGAAUUUGUGUAGCGUGUAUUUAAGUAUCUCUCUAGUUAAUUUUCACGAUGAAAUGAUUAUAUUGUUCAUUUUCUCUA
Molecule: messenger RNA, 871 nt
Organism: Cucurbita maxima (winter squash)
Lineage: Eukaryota; Viridiplantae; Streptophyta; Magnoliopsida; Cucurbitales; Cucurbitaceae
Exons: 3
Coding region: 236-766 (176 amino acids)
Biological process (GO): chloroplast organization; positive regulation of DNA-templated transcription
Source: RefSeq, a predicted model, not a curated record